This is a messenger RNA of Tarenaya hassleriana, 1757 nucleotides long. Its product is annotated as pentatricopeptide repeat-containing protein At2g20710, mitochondrial-like. The coding region runs from base 67 to 1566 and encodes 499 amino acids. Gene Ontology annotation, cellular component: mitochondrion. The transcript is spliced from 2 exons. Lineage: Eukaryota; Viridiplantae; Streptophyta; Magnoliopsida; Brassicales; Cleomaceae. Gene Ontology annotation, molecular function: protein binding. The record is from RefSeq and is a predicted model, not a curated record.
UAAAAUUCGGCUCAGGGACUCUCUGAUCUGGCGCGUCUUAAACCCUAAACUUUGAUUUCGGUUCCAAUGGCGAUUUCUCGUUUCAGAGGUUUUCUGGGUGGGUUUAACGCCUUCCAUGGCGUCCGAAACAUCUUCUCCCAUUCGAGAACAACAGAAACUACCAACUGGAAAUCCUCGCAGCACGAUGAAGCGGCGCGAUUGCUGUCCAGAAGAAUCUAUUCGAUCGGAGAUCCGGCAGCUUCUUUGGUCCCGGUUCUUGACCAAUGGGCUCGAGAAGGUAACCAAGUGAGCAAAUUCUGGCUUUCGAAGAUCAUCAAGGAACUCAGAUCUUUCAAAAGACACUCCCAAGCUCUUCAAAUAUCAAUGUGGAUGAGCGAGAAGAUGAAUAUUUCCCUUGAUCCACGAGAUAUCUCGCUCAGGCUGGAUUUGAUAUCGAAAGUUAAUGGCGUAGAAGCAGCAGAAAACUACUACAACUAUAUUCCAACGCAUCAAAGAACGAUCCAGGUUUAUGGUGCUCUUCUUAACUGCUAUGCUAAUGCAAAAUGCGUUGAAAAAGCAGAAAAUGUGGCGCAAAUGGUAAGGGAUUUGGGGUUGACCAGAGAACUACUGAUGUAUAAUACGCUACUUGACCUCUAUCGGCAGACAUGUAACUAUGAGAAGAUGGAAAGCUUGACUCAAGAGAUGGAAGAAAAUCAAAUCAGGUUCAACAGUUACACGUAUUGCGUCCUUAUAAAUGCUUGUGCGGCUAAAUCUGACACUUCUAAAAUCGAUGAGGUUUUGAAGAAAGCUGAAUCUGAUGAUGAUUAUGGAAUACACUGGUUUGUUUACGUAACUGCUGCAGAAGGGUACAUGAAAGCUGGGCUUGCGGACAAGGCUGUGAUGUCUUUGAGAAAUGCUGAGAAAUUCAUAACCAGGGACGAAAAGAAAUCUCGAUUUUAUGAAUUCCUGAUAACACUCUACGCAAAAGCUGGGUAUAAGGACGAUGUUAUGAGGAUUUGGGGAGUCUACAAAAAGAACGAGAGGGUGUUAAAAAGUGGUUAUGUUUCCAUUAUACCCUCUCUGUUGAGAUUUGAUGACAUUGAAGGUGCUGAAAAGGUUCUUGAGGAGUGGAAGUCCGAAAAGUUUAGCUCGGACAUCCGAGUUCCAAAUUAUUUGAUUGGAUACCACAGCAGGAAAGGUUUUAUGGAGAAGGCAGAAGCCAUCAUAGAGGAGAUGAUCUCGAGAGGCGUAAAGCUCAAUGUAUGGACAUGGUACUACAUGGCUAACGGUUAUCUUCAGGUGGGUAAAUCUCAAGAAGCCGUGGAAGCGGUGAAGAAAACUAUGAAGGCAGCAACUGUGGUCGAUGUCUCCAGGAUGACACUAAACAAUGAUGUUUUGGAAUCUUGUCUGAAAUUCUUGAAGGAGGAAGGAAACAUUGAGGAAGCAGAGGAGUUUGUCAGUUUGCUUGAACGAAAAGGCUUUGCUUCUCCCGAUGUGUAUCAGAGGUUAUUGCAAUACAUAAGAGAAGAAAACCCGAAGCCGAAUCCUAAUCUGUUCGGUGAAUCCGAGGAGAGCAGUGAGGCUUGAAGUUUGUUCUGAACCCACUGGAGGGUGUGGAGAUAGAAAGCAAGAAAAAGAGUGUUUCAGAGCAAGGGAAGUGAGCUUGCAUGGUUCAUCCCUCUUAGGGCUUAUUACCGAGUUUGCUUGGAGAUUUUAAACUUGUUAUAACCCUAAUCUUUGAAAUAAACUGAAAAUGGGUAUUGUUUUGCAGUUUUGUU